Molecule: messenger RNA, 1317 nt
Organism: Tilletiopsis washingtonensis
Lineage: Eukaryota; Fungi; Basidiomycota; Exobasidiomycetes; Entylomatales
Product: PAP2-domain-containing protein
Exons: 3
Coding region: 1-1317 (438 amino acids)
Biological process (GO): inositol phosphoceramide metabolic process; sphingolipid biosynthetic process
Cellular component (GO): inositol phosphoceramide synthase complex
Molecular function (GO): inositol phosphoceramide synthase activity
Source: RefSeq, a predicted model, not a curated record
AUGUCGCCGCCCGCUCGGCAAGCGCACGGCGUCGCCCUCCCGCCGGCGCUGGCACGCCGCCUGCCCGCGGCGCUGCACUACCUCGCCACGCGCAUCCUCAGCGCCGCGACGCGCCUCGAGACAAGCACGUCCGUCGCCCUCUCGCUCGCGCGCCUGCGCGCCUGGCGCCCCACGCGCGGCGAGAAGGCCAAGUACGCCUUCCUGCUGGCGCUCGCGCUGCCGUGCCUCUACAUCAUGGCCGCGCCCGCGUUCCCGCUCAAGCUCGCCCUGCCCGCCGUCUACACGCUCGCCGUGCUACUGCCCGUCUCGUCGCAGUUCAUCCUGCCCGCCACGCCCAUCUUUGCCUGGCUGCUGCUCUUCUACUCGUCGCAGUUCCUCGCGCCCGAGUCGCGCCCGCACAUCUGGGUCAGCGUUCUGCCGACGCUCGAGAGCGUGUGGUACGGCGCGUCGAUCAGCGACAUCCUCACGCACUUCGGCCAUCCCGCGCUCGACAUUCUCGCCUGGCUGCCCUACGGCGUCAUCCACUUCGUCGCGCCCUUUGUCGUCGCCGCGCUGCUCUUCGUCUUUGCGCCGCCGGGCGCGACAAAGGUGUUUGGCGCCGCGUUUGGCUUCCUCAACAUCCUCGGCGUCAUGACGCAGGUCGGCUUCCCGUGUGCGCCGCCGUGGUACGAGCUGCGCGAGGGCCUGACGCCGGCCAAUUACUCGAUGAAGGGCUCGCCGGCGGGCCUGGCGCGCAUCGACGCCCUCUUCCACGGGCACGGCUACACGCUCACCUUCACCAACGCGCCCGUGCCCUUCGGCGCCUUUCCCUCGCUGCACGCCGGCUGCGCCACGAUGGAGGCGCUCUUCCUCAGCUACUUCUUCCCUGUGGCGCUGCGCAUCGGGCGCGUGCGGCUGGAUGCACGCGUGCUGUACUGGACGUACGCCUUCUGGCUGUACUGGUGCACCAUGUACCUCAUGCACCACUACCUCGUCGACCUCGUCGGCGGCGCAUGCCUGGCGACGGCAUGCUUCUACUUCUUCCUCACCAACGAGAUGCGCUUCCAGAUGGAGACAAAUUGGACGGCGCGGCCGUCGGCAGCACAGCCCAUCACGGCGCUGCCGGCAGCGACGGAGCCGCAGGAUGCGUUCGGCGUGCGGCCGUCGGUCGACAUCGAGCGGCGGCCGAUGCCUGCGUCGCGCGCGGGCGGCGAGGACGAGGUGCGCAUGGACGAGCUGCGCCGCGCGCCGACGCCGAUGCAGCGCAGCGGCAGCAACCGCAGCGCCACGGCCGACGUGCUGUUCGAACAGCCCGACGAGGUGCGGAGAGACGCGUAG